Messenger RNA from Drosophila subobscura, 1403 nucleotides. RefSeq lists its product as uncharacterized. The record is from RefSeq and is a predicted model, not a curated record. The transcript has 3 exons. NCBI's taxonomy places the organism in Eukaryota, Metazoa, Arthropoda, Insecta, Diptera, Drosophilidae. Gene Ontology annotation, cellular component: mitochondrion. The coding region runs from base 64 to 1308 and encodes 414 amino acids.
AUUGUUUUGUAAUAGGCGAUUACUAUUUUUCAUUUUAUGAAUUAAAAUUAAUAUUAAUUGGCCAUGUUGAGAUCGAGAAUUUCUUGCACAUUUGCCACUCGGAGAUGGAUGUCAUACUUCUCAACAGAAUUCAACGCGCUGGCGAAUGAGGGACCAGCCAAGUUCCCACACCUCCUACCUCAGGACAGUCAGCAUGCUGCCGCUGCAACAAAUAUAGAUUUGGAUCUGUUUGUAAAUGCGGAUAAUCGGCAACUGGACCUGGUGGACAGGCUGCUCAAGCUUAGAAAACAAAAAGAAUGCAGCCUUGUGCCGCUUUUGCCGGGUCUGCUGGUGAAGCAGUUACUCGACUCGACAAAUCCCCAGGAGGCAAUCACGGUUCUGCGCAGUCCCAGUCAAUAUGGUCUGUUUAUUGACCAGUUCUCCGGCUGUUUCUUAAUGGACGUAUUGUUGCACAGCGGGAACACCCUGGAAGCAGCGCAGAUUGCUGCUCUUCUUGUGGACAGAGGCUUAUGCAACAACGAGCUGGUCGAGGCGUUGGCCCUCCAAUCGUUCUUCAAGUUUGUGAAAGACUUCAAACCUGUGGAAUCGUCGGACAGUAAACCAGCAGCAGCACCUGCCCCUGAAGUGGAGAAAGUUCGUGUUAAGUUUGUUCGCAACAUUGUUGAAGAGACCAGCAAGGAGACGGAAGAAGCAGCUCUUGGCCGCGCUAUGAUUCAAUUGGGCUCUGGCGAAGGCACUCUGAAAGAGCUGAAGCAAAACAUUGCACUUCUUGGCUUUGUAUUGAGCGGGAAAUUACCUGAAGCUGUGAGCCUACUGGCCCAAAACCGUGAGGCUUUCCACAAGGAGACUUUCACCGCAUGCCAAAGUUUGGCUGAAAGUCUGAAGCUGGAGGUGUCGGAAGAGUUUACGCAGUCGUUGCAGCAAACACUCGAUAAGUGCACGCAGAACAGCUCCAUCCACGACAAAUUGGAGAGCAGUGUGAGAAGCAGUGCCCAAAAGUUCGAGCCGAAACUCUUGGCGGAAUAUGGGCAGUCCUAUGAAGCGUGGACCAAGCAGUUUGAGAACGCUGUGAAGCAGUUUAUCGAUGAGCAGAGUCUGGUGGAACGCAAGCAAAGCAUUGAGAAGACGCUGAGCGAACUGGAAGCGAAGCGUCAGAACCUUUGGUUCUUUGAGAACAAGGAUGACAUCGAUAUUCAGAUAUACAAGAAGAAGGUGAAGUAUCCACAGCGUUGGUUUGGCAAGAAAAAGACACCAAAGGCAGCGGACACGUUCUACGUGCCGCCGAGCGUCACCAGAUCCGCCAACUGAGUCGAAGCCACGUCGUAGCCCAAUGCCUGAGGUAAAAACAAAGCAAAUCCAAUUGUUUUUAAGCUUUAAUUAAACUACUGGAGAAUCAAUCCAAA